This is a messenger RNA of Macroventuria anomochaeta, 2127 nucleotides long. RefSeq lists its product as uncharacterized. NCBI's taxonomy places the organism in Eukaryota, Fungi, Ascomycota, Dothideomycetes, Pleosporales, Didymellaceae. The transcript has 2 exons. Gene Ontology annotation, molecular function: protein binding. The record is from RefSeq and is a predicted model, not a curated record. Bases 62 to 2014 code for a protein of 650 amino acids.
GCUCGGGCUGCUGUGACUUGGGCUCGGACAACACACGACCAGUCAAGCAUUCUAUAUAAACAUGGCGUCGGUGACGAGCCUCGACCAGGACAUGAAGAACCUGCGCAUGGGGAGAUACACGCCGCAGGCCGCCAACGAGGUGCGCGCGUGGAUCGAGGAGACGCUGGGUGAGCGGCUGCCGGCGGGAGACCUGCUGGAUGCGCUGAAGGAUGGGACGGUGCUGUGCAGGCUCGUCAACAUGGCGAUACCCACGCCCGUCCGCUCCAAGAAGUCCACCAUGCCGUUCAUCCAGAUGGAGAACAUCGCCCACUUCCUCAAGGCCUGCGAAAUGCCGCCCCUCAACAUGCCCUCGCACGACCGCUUCCUUACCGUCGACCUCUAUGAGAGCAAAGACCCGGCCCAGGUGCUGCAGUGCCUGACAGCCUUCUCGCGCGCCGCCAACCAGAUCAACUCGAGCAGCUUCCCUACGAGCAUUGGACCCAAGCGUGGCGGCAGCGUCAUGAGCCCAACAACGCCCUCAAGACCCGACUUCGGCAGGAGCUACGGCUCCUCGACUUUCAACCCAAUGAAGCCCCCGCCAGACAAGCCGAAGCCGCUCAGCCCCUCGCGCACCGGCGGCAGCAAUGCCUCCAGGAACUCGAAUGGCAUGCCCGUAUCGCCUCCCGGCGGUGUUAGUAGCUGGAGCAAGAAGGCAGAUCAGGGUGUUACAUCGCCAGCGUGGAACAUUCACCAGUACGGAUACAUGGGCGGCGCGAGCCAGGGCAAUCAGGGCAUCGCAUUCGGUGCGCGGCGGCAGAUCACGAGUGCAGGACCUCACGUGCCGAAUAUGGCGGAGAAGGAGCGCAAGCGGCGAGAGAAGGCAGAAGAGGAGGAACGGUUGAGGGUUGCUGCCGAGGAGGCCGAGAAGCACCGCCGCGUCGAGCGCGAAGCAGAGGAAGAGCGCCAGAGGGCUGAAGAGGAACGGCUAUGGGAAGAGGAGUCGCGCAAGCAGCGCGAAGCCAAAGAGCGUCGUCUUGGAGAGCAGAAACGGGAGUGGGAAGAGCAGGAACGGCAGUGGAAAAUGCAAGAAGAAGCGCGACAGAAAGAGGAGCGCGAAGCCCAGGAGGCCGCCGAAAAGGAAGUGCGACGAAAGCGCGCAGGCAGCGACGCCAGACUUCGAGGCCAGUACUUAUCCCAAUACCAGGCCGAGCAAAAACCGCGCAGCCGUCGAAACAGCCAAAGCGACGACCACCACAACGACCGCAUCGCCGAGCUGGAACGUCAGUUGGAGGAAGCUAAAGAGCGCGAACGCCAAUACCAACACGAGCGCGAAAGCCGUAAACAACGCGCCCGCUCCAAGUCCCGCACCCGCGAGCGCUCCAAGAGCCGCUCACGCCCUCAAACACCGCCCCGCGCGCCCUCGCCACAGGAGAGCAAUGUAUCCUGGGCCCAGGCAGAUGACCGCGCCUAUUUGCGUGACGCAUGGACCGCGAACCAGCACGAACCUGCACGUCCGAUUCACACACCCGAGCCAGCGUUCUCGUCUUCCACGAGCUCGAGACCACUGCCCGAGCCCGCGUCUCCACGUCCGCUGCCUGAUCCCGCGGCUUACAUGAAGCAAUCUCAGGGCUCCGGCGCGCAGAGCAGAACGGACCGCUAUCUCGCUUCAAACCCUGCUCCAAUACCUCCCAAACCGUCGACCUACGCGCCGCAGGAGUCGACUAGCACGAAUGAGCAGCGCGCUGAGGACGCGAGGCGUAAGGCGAGUCAGCAGACCACCAAGGACCGCGGCUGGGCGUCUAAAUCCCUACUGGAGCGCGAAAUGGAGCGUGAACGCGAACGCCAGAAGGAGUGGGAGCAGUCGCAAAGGGAGCUGCAGAAUGCUGCUAAGGACAUCAAUGCUGGUACUGGAGAAGGACAAUCAUGGGACGUCAACCAGUAUGGCUACAUGGGCGGCGAUAGUCAAAACAGGGGAGGUAUUAGUUUUGGGGGGAAGAGACAGAUUUUGGGGCCACGACCCUUCGGGCCACGGUAGGUGGUGUGUGGGGAAAAGAUAGUCCGAGGAUGGAGGAGGACGAAACAUGGAUGAGUUGAGUCGUGGGAAUAGAUAUAGUGUUAGCGAGCAAUAAUACCAGUCUUAGAUCUACG